Molecule: messenger RNA, 3142 nt
Organism: Psammomys obesus (fat sand rat)
Lineage: Eukaryota; Metazoa; Chordata; Mammalia; Rodentia; Muridae
Gene: Erich5
Product: glutamate rich 5
Exons: 3
Coding region: 309-1607 (432 amino acids)
Source: RefSeq, a predicted model, not a curated record
UUCCCUUCCCGGCGCCCUCCGCCUCUUGUCCAUCAGGUUCCUUGGUUUUAGUUGUCUCUCCUCUCUUGCCUGCUGGUCCUCCAGCUGUCUGGCACUCUGCCUUCCCUAGCUUUAUCCACCUGUGCGUCUCUUGCUCGACCCUCCAGGUGCGCACCCCUAGAACUCUGCUGCGCGUGCGCCUUGAGCUCUUGGGAGGCAAGAUCGCGCAGUUGGAAAAACUUCAGCGGCUAGCUUUGCCGUGAGCAUCGCUUCCACGCCCCGCGACCGAGACGCGCGUGAGGCUGGGACAGGUGACUCUAGUUGGCGCGAUGGGCUGCUCCAGCAGCGCCCUCAACAAGGCGGGCGAGAGCAACAGGUUCGGCAGUGCAGUACCUUCAAAUGAGAAUUCUUCCGCUGCAGAGCAAAGCAAGUUCUGUGUGGCCCAACCCAAACCAUGUAUACCAGGAAGAGAAGCUGCCUUCUAUGGCAAUGCGCAAAGGGAAAGCCAUCCUCCACCAGAGAGGCCCAAGGCCUCAGUGGUGCCUACAGCUAAUGGUGUUAAAUCCUACCACCAACAACCUCUGGCAAAUGACGAGGCCCCUGGAAAGGAUGCCACAGAUGAGUUAGAACUCACAAAGAAGACUGAGCCUCUAGUGCAAGGGGAAGAGUAUGAGUUAUUUCAGGCAGAAGGCAAAGACACUACCCUAAGAGAUGAGGAAAUGAAGGAAGAUAUGGAAACAAGGACAGAGUCCCAGUCUGUAAAAGGAAAUGCUGAGACUGAAUCUCUAGGAACAGAAGCCUUGAGACAGCCUCUGAAGACAUCAGCAGAGACAGACUCCCCUGGAGCAGGGGAAGGCAGGGAGAUUCCACAGACUGGAAUGACAAAGCUAGAAGCAGCUGAGAACAUUCUGCCUCUGGAAACAGCCAACGAGCUUCCAUCUAAAGAAGCAAUGGGAAACAAUGCACAAUCCCGGAUUCUAGGAGCAAUUCCCAAAGAGAACAACUCCCCAGAAACAGUGGAAGGGCAUCAGUUUGUGGAAAAAGCUGAACAAAAGGAACUUCAAGAGACCCUGAGAAAGGACAAGCAGUUCCAGCUUCUAGAAACAAUUCCUAAAGAGAACAACUUUGCAGAAAUAGUGGAAGGGAGUCAGACUGCAGAAAGCAGUAGAAAGCAGCCAUCUCAGGAAACACCAGGCAAAACUGAGCAGCCCCAAAUUCUGGAAACAGUUCUGAAACUGAAUGAAAUGCCACAAAUGCCAGACAGAAGCCAGCUUGAGCAGACACCUGUAAUGAACAAGUCAUCCUGUGGACCUCUUGACAGUAUCAGAAAUGCCGGUAAAUCUCAACCUGAAGCAACAGGUGGAAGCAAGGAGCAGCUGGUGGGAACCGCAGAGACAGCAGCAAAUGUGGAAGUGGCUAGAGAAACUCACACUGAUAAAGAGGAGCAGCACAUUGAGGGUGAGACAGGAGAAAAGGUGGAAGCAGAGAUGAAAAAUGAGAAAGAAAGUGAAGAAGCUGAAACCGAAGAAAAGGAAACAGAAGCUGUGGAUCUUGGAGCAGCAGGGGACAGCAAGAGAAGGGCUAGUGUGCACAGUGUUCUAGCAGGUCAGGAAAAUUUGAGGCUGUGAGGGCAGGUACCAUCUCUCUGGCUAUGUGGUUUAUGCAAGGAGUGUAGCUGUAGAUUGUAGGAACCAAGAGAAUGACACUAUUUUUUAUCAUGUUAUGCCACAGAACUGCUAAGCUAGACACACUUCUUUUUAGGCAUUUAGGAUAAUUAUGCAUUUAAAGUGACAAUAACCAGAGCCAAUAAAAACUUUAAGAUCAUGGACGUGAAGGUGAUUUUCUUCCUUGUGGCCAUGGGACCAUUAAUAAGAUGAGACCCUAAAAGGAUUUCAUGUAGGUGGCUAGAGAGAGGAAUUAACACAUUUUCAGAAACUCAUGAUCAGAGAAUUAUGUAGUUAUCAUAAUGAUGGAAUAAUACCCACAGAACGCAGGAUGAACUACACCUAAUAUUUUUGUCGUGUAAUAGAAAUUACUGAUGAGAACUGUAGGGAGUCUGUAACCUAAUUACCUUCUGUCCUGAAAUCUAUCUACUACUACAGAUUGCUGUGUACUAUGCUGUUCUAAACGUUAACAAACAUUUCCAGAGGAAUGCAAACUGGGGUGCUAUUGCAAGGUUUGUCGUUCCUCACAAUGGAAGUGUCCACAUUUUCCAUGUGCCAUUUUGAAUUGGCUAGUGAUUUUAUACUUUUGUGAGUUUAUUUUCAGUUGCUGAUUUUUCCUUGUCUGUUUUACUUACUAACUGUAAACUAAUUUUAAAUUCCUAACUUUUAGUGCAUUUCUGAGGCAGUAACAAAUACCCAGCAAGGAUUAAGUCUUAGCUUCAGGGCAGUGGAGACAACUCAGCAGUUAAAGUGUUUGCUUCUAAGCAAAGAAUGAGAGUUGGAUCCUCAGCAAGAGCUCUGGGUGGGCGUGGAAGCUGCUUGUAAAUUCAGCCCAGAGGGCAGUGAUAGGGGUCCUCCAAGCAAGCUGGCUAGGGAGACUAGUCUCACAGCUUUGUGGUUUUGAGUGACAGACUCUGCCUGAAAAAAAUACUGUGAAAGUAAUUGUGGAAUGUUUCUGGUAUCAACCUUGUCCUUCUACACACAAAUGUACACACAUUUCUCCACACAUAUGUGAGCAUGCAUACAUGCACAGCACACAUGUAUGGGGAAAAAAGGUGAAAACGAAAACCAACCCCCCAACAAACAAAUAAACAAACCCCCAAACACCCUAGCUUAGCUUUAUUGUUUAUGUGUAAUUUUCCUGAGCCUGUUUUAAGUGACUGCAAAUUAGCAUUAGGAUUUAGAUGUGGAAAAGCUAAGAAGCCAAUGGACGAAUCUAUGGACCACAGAAAGUCAUUUUUUUCAGAAUUCUUCCAACACAGGCCAUGGAUUUUGCUGAUGAUUGUGUGAACCACAGUAUGGUAGUGACUUUGUUCUUUGUUAAGUGCUUUGUGUUUGUGAAUAUCAAGGUAGGCUUAUGGAACAUUUAUUACGCUAUUGGAGACUGUGAGUCUUCUUGAGAUCUGGCGCAUCUUUAUUUUUCUCUACAGGAGCCAAAACAAAUUUGGCAUUCUAUAAAUACUCAUCUAUGGCAAAUAUUCUUUACCAUUGUGUAACCA